Messenger RNA from Monodelphis domestica (gray short-tailed opossum), 5592 nucleotides. It is a transcript of the gene USP22, whose product is annotated as ubiquitin specific peptidase 22. The record is from RefSeq and is a predicted model, not a curated record. Gene Ontology annotation, molecular function: cysteine-type deubiquitinase activity; zinc ion binding. Gene Ontology annotation, biological process: protein deubiquitination. NCBI's taxonomy places the organism in Eukaryota, Metazoa, Chordata, Mammalia, Didelphimorphia, Didelphidae.
CGGCGUCCCACCCCCCGGCCCCGGCCCGAGCAGCCGGAGCCGUGCCCCCCCUGCUGCUGCCGCCGCCGCCGCCCCUGGCCCCGGCCCCGGCCCCGGCGCGGCCCCGGCGGCGGGUGCCUGGAUGUGGAGUUUGUCAUGAGUCCGGCCGGCUGCUCGCAUGUGAACAGCUUUAAGGUGGAGAACUGGCGGCAGAACCUGCGGGUCAUCUACCAGUGCUUCGUGUGGAGCGGGACCCCUGAGACCAGGAAGCGCAAGGCAAAGUCGUGCAUCUGUCAUAUGUGUGGCGCCCACUUAAAUAGACUCCACUCUUGCCUCUACUGUGUCUUCUUUGGCUGUUUUACAAAGAAACAUAUUCACGAGCACGCAAAGACAAAGCGACACAACUUGGCCAUAGACCUUUUGUAUGGGGGUAUAUACUGCUUUAUGUGUCAGGAUUACAUAUACGACAAAGACAUGGAACAAAUUGCCAAAGAAGAACAACGGAAAGCUUGGAAAUUACAAGCCUUCACCCCAACAGUGGUUUCUCACUACCAGUGUACAAUGACAGGAAUUGGAGAGAAGUAUUCAACUUGGGAGCCAACCAAACGAGAACUAGAAUUGCUUCGACAUAAUCCUAAGCGGAGAAAAAUAACCACAAAUUGUACCAUAGGUCUACGAGGGCUAAUCAAUCUUGGGAACACGUGUUUUAUGAACUGUAUUGUCCAAGCACUUACCCACACUCCACUACUGCGAGAUUUCUUCCUCUCUGACAGGCACAAAUGUGAAAUGCAAAGUCCCAGCUCAUGUCUGGUUUGUGAAAUGUCUACGCUUUUUCAGGAGUUUUACUCUGGGCACCGAUCUCCUCACAUUCCAUAUAGGUUACUGCACCUGGUAUGGACGCAUGCACGACAUUUAGCAGGGUACGAGCAACAGGAUGCACACGAGUUCCUCAUUGCUGCAUUAGAUGUGCUGCACAGACACUGCAAAGGUGACGAUAAUGGGAAAAAGGCCAACAACCCUAACCACUGUAAUUGUAUCAUCGACCAAAUCUUCACAGGUGGACUGCAGUCGGAUGUCACCUGUCAAGUUUGCCAUGGCGUUUCUACAACGAUAGACCCAUUCUGGGACAUCAGUUUAGACUUGCCUGGUUCUUCAACUCCAUUCUGGCCACUUAGUCCAGGGAGUGAUGGCAGCGUGGUAAAUGGGGAAAGCCAUGUAUCCGGAACCACCACACUCACAGACUGCUUGCGAAGGUUUACAAGGCCAGAGCACUUAGGAAGCAGUGCCAAAAUCAAAUGUAGUGGUUGCCAUAGCUACCAGGAAUCCACCAAACAACUCACUAUGAAGAAAUUACCCAUUGUGGCCUGUUUUCAUCUCAAACGGUUUGAACACUCAGCCAAACUGAGGCGAAAGAUCACUACGUAUGUCUCCUUCCCCUUGGAGCUGGACAUGACACCAUUUAUGGCCUCCAGUAAAGAGAGCAGAAUGAAUGGACAGUACCAGCAGCCAACGGAUAGUCUAAACAAUGAUAAUAAGUAUUCCUUGUUUGCAGUAGUUAAUCACCAAGGAACCUUGGAGAGUGGGCACUAUACCAGCUUCAUUCGACAACACAAGGACCAGUGGUUCAAAUGUGAUGAUGCCAUCAUCACUAAGGCUAGCAUUAAGGAUGUUCUAGACAGUGAAGGGUACUUACUGUUCUAUCACAAACAAUUCCUGGAGUAUGAGUAGCCUUAUCCAACAGCUCUCCAGAAAAGUAAAAGGAAUUAAGCAAGCCUUCUGUAAUGACACACAGACCUACCUGAAAUGAAAAAAAUAAGCCCAUAUGAUAACAACGAGCGCCGAGUUGUACUAGGACCUACUUGAUAAUGGCACAUGGGCCUAUCGGAGUAAGAAACGAACAAUGUCCAACGUCCACAUGGUCUUGAAUGGACAGAAAGGGGGGGAGGGGGAAGAGGCUCAAGUCAGUCUCAUAAAAGAGGAAAACAAAAUAAAAGGAAUGUUCUGGGUGGGGGAAAUGGGAGCAGAGGAGUCCUGACACUGGUACAUAUCCGAUGUUCUCAAAAAAAAAAAAAAGGUGGGAAGGCGGGGAUAUACCCUCAUCUCCAUAAAGCAUCUUCUCCAUUGGUGCUUCAGCUCCAACUGACCAAUCAUAUAACAGUUAUAAGUUCAAAAAAAAGGUUUUAAAAAAAAAAUCCAAGCCCAUUUUUUUUUUAUGCAUAUGGGUCUGAAAGCAGUAAAGUGGAGGAGACAGGGAUGACACAACAAAAAAAAGGACUUUGCAAGUAUCUUUUUAUUUGUGAAUUUUAGUUAUUAAAUAAAUACAGUAUGAAACUAUUAGUUUCUGUUUUUUCAACAAUCCUAAAGGAGAAAAUCUGACUUGUGGAAUGGAAACCUCAGUUCUGACCCAAGUCUCCAAGCAUGUUUGCUCCCCAGGUAACCUGACACUGGACUGUUGGCCAAAGCAUCAGCACAGAUUCUACUCUGAGCCCUCUUUGGUUUUGUUUUCUAAAAAUUGGUGUUUUGUGUUUUCCUUUUAUUCUCCUUUUUUUAUGGGGAUGAGUUCCACAAAUGCCAUUAUCAGAUCAGCAAGAUGGGAGAAUUGACAUGUUUGUGCUAUAAAAGUGGUUUGAUUUCUUUUCCUCUUUAAACUUGUGACCAAGUCUUGAUUUCUAAGAGUUGUUGUUUUUGUUGCUUCCCCUCUUCUCUUUCCCUCCUUUCCCUGCCUUGGAGAUAUACAGUAUUUUAGAGACUUCGGCUUUGAGGAUAUGCCAUCUGUCUGCUGGGGAUGCCUGGUGGGUGCAGUACAGAAGAAUAGCUCUUGCCUCUGUUGAAUUUCCCACAUUAUACCAGGCUGUUAAGUAAACCAGGCAUUUUCCUUGUUUGUGCUGUUUUAUUGGCCUCUUUCCUCUUGCUCAUCUUGAGCCCCACCCUGUCACUGCUUAGCAGCUGGGUAGCUGGUUCGAUUCCAUUCUGUGUUGUCACCAGUGCAUUUCUUAUCAUCACCCCCGUGUCCUUUUGCUCGUAAGAGUGAUCCAUUUGCCUGUCUAGACGCUGGCUGUAAUUCUCCAUGUCGUCUGUUUGUUUCCCAGGAGGCGGUGCCAUACACCUAAUUGCAGUCCAUGAGGCACAAAGAUAUUAUUCCCCUUGUGCCUCUAGAGUACAGAGCAAAGAACCAAUUUGGCUUUGCCCUUAUCCCCCACUGAAUAGUUACAGAUCUGUCCUAUCGUAUCCAAUAAGCCAGACUGUCUAAAUCUGGGCUGCAGUCUAAUAGGUUAUGUGCCUCUACGUACAUAGUUUUCCUCUUGUUGGAAAACUAUGGCUUUCAGGGAGAGUGGAAGGUUGGGAAAGAAAGGUAGUUUGGCAGUAAGACGAAACAAGGAAACUGAAAAGAUUGCAUGUACCUACCUGUUCAAGCCCAAGCCUGGAAUGCGUUUGUCUAUUUUUGUGAAACUCCUACGUUUACAUCCUAGUGAUUGGGGGAGGGGGGAUUGUCUUCAUGUUCAGUUUCUAAAAUGAACAUCCCCUCGAGCUGCAUUCAAUACUGGGAACCCUAGUCUACCUCCAAAUGUCAGGCUUGCAACCCCGGAGCUGAAUAGAACAAAGCCAUCUCAUUCACUACUUAAGUAGGAGUUUGGUCCUGGGGACUGAAGGUCCCAGAAGCUAGAAGCUGACAGUUACCCACUAACACGGAUGGCAGCCGCAGGGCGAGGCAGCUGGCAGGCUUCCUUAGGGACAAGCUGCAGCUUUGCGAUCCUGACCCAGCUCCCACCCGGAGCCCGCCUGCCAUGGACGAGCACAGAUUCUAACCGAGUUCCCAUCAGCCGUGUGACGGAAUGCUUUUAAAGGGCAUCACCCCCUUUUUUCCUUUUUCCCUCCAUUGCUGCCUUUUCAUUAAUAAUGCAACAGGUCUGCAGUGGAGAAGCUUUGGCUUUGCUCAUUUCCCAGCCCAUGCUGAGGAAUGUAGCCAUGAUCCAUGUAUAGUUUUGCUGAAAAGAGCCCCCUCUCGUGGCUAAUACCGAAUCCUCUGCAUGCAAGGCAAACAAAGCAAAUUCACAGGUUUGCUGUAUGUACUGUUCUGGCUUUUUUGGUUUUGUUUUUCAUUUUUGUUUUUAAGCUGGGCAGGUUAACCCCUUCUGGACUCACCCCAGUAUCAUGCUUGUGCUGCUCAGUGACUGCAGUUGCCAAGUAGCCAGGGUGGAAGAGGUGGCCCAUCCUCUCUUGAGUCUCUCCCCUCUACCUUGCCUGGAUUUGCCACCGUUUGCUUCAUCUACCCUCCUCGCUGCCUUUUUCCUUCUCUCCUCUUUUCCCUGUGUUCAGGCAGAAGGAACAUCAGCUGUACUAAUAACUUAAGUUGAUGAGAGCCAGUGGAUCUGCACUGAUUUUUUUUAAGACACUGAUAAAAGUUUUUUGGAUCCAGAUUAAUCUUCCUUGUCCACUUGUCACCUACUCUUGCCAUUGGUCUUGCGAGCACUUUGAUAGAUGGAUUGAAAAGUUUUCAGUUUUUGCUGAAGCAUCUGUAACUACCUACCUCUAUAUCUGCUGCUGCUGAAAAUUCCUCCUAUAUAACCUUUGUGACAUUAGACGGUGGGAUUUGACAGUGCACUAGGGAAGCGACUAGCUUCUUGACAAAAGUGGAAGAAUACCGAGGCCUCCAAACUCCUGCUGCAGCCUGUCAAUGCCUUUGCCCAUGCUCUGGCGGUGGACCCUGUCUUUAUUGUGCUGACUUGAAUUCACCCUUAAAAGGAUAAACUCAACUGAAAUCAAAUAUACCUAUUGCAGUGUUGGGAGCUUCCUCCUCUUAGUCCCCAAUCCAGCUGUCAAAGUGGAAGGACUAUUCCCCUACCUCCUGACAACCGCCCCCCAUAUAUGUGUUCAGACUUCUGCAAAGUGCAUCGUAUCACCAGGUAUCUAAUCAUCUGUGACACCCUGACAUGUUGAGAAAAAUAGAUUGUCGAGACUUGUGUCUUUCUGGAACUAUUCUUGCCAUCAUUUCAACCACUCACUGAAAAAAAAAAAGUGAAUUUCCCCCCCCUUUCAAAUGUCUGAACUAUGAGCUUUGAGGCAGCUGUGGCAAGGGGCUGGGAGAAAGAAAAAUUGGGCAGUUGCCCAGAGAAUUGACCCAACUGCAUAAAAUAGUUAACUGGUCCCACGCUGAUCAGGUUUCCUUAGGACAGAAGGUUGGUGACUUACCAAGUUUCAGUGGCUGGGCUGGGAUUGGUCUCUUUCUUCUGGUCAUGGCUCUUGCAGGGCUGUUCUCAUCAGAUCAUCCCUUGCAGCAGCAACAAUGGGGUACUGGUGUACAUUGAUGCACUGGCUCAAACUUUCCUCACUGCUAUUGUAUUGCAAUUUGGUGUGUGUGGGUGGGUGGGUGUGUGCUCUUUUCAUUGUACAAAGACUGUUCUUUUGAAAAUUCAGGUUAACGGGUUUGUUCACUUUCUUUGAAAGAAAAUUGUUUGAAUGAAAAUCCUGUGGGUGGGGGAAGUGGGGAUUUUAUUACCAAGAUGUUUACACCUUCCAUUGCCUAUCAUUUCAUUUGAGGAGCUCCUCAACGCCUGCCCUGAUGGCUUGUAGUCCUUCAGAUUCCCAUAAUAAAGCCUACAUUCUAUUCUGGGA